Molecule: messenger RNA, 372 nt
Organism: Cavenderia fasciculata
Lineage: Eukaryota; Evosea; Eumycetozoa; Acytosteliales; Cavenderiaceae
Exons: 7
Coding region: 1-372 (123 amino acids)
Source: RefSeq, a predicted model, not a curated record
AUGUAUGAAUUUAUAAUUUAUAUUUGUUAUUCUGUUGAGGACGUCACAAGUACUGUACAGUAUACAUCAUCAUCGUCAUCAACAUCAUCAAUCAUCAUCAUCAUUAGAUUCGAUUUGGAACAACAGACGAUGAAAAUGGUGUUAAAUCAUUGGGAUUUGUUUGGGUGUAGUAAUCAACAAUUCCUUCCUACUCUCACUCUCACUCACUCUGAGUUAUUUAUAGAGACAAAGAGAGAGAGAGAGACAGCAGUAGACAGUAAAUUCAAAGAUACAAAUAUAUAUAUAUAUGUCACUCUCAACUCAACAAUAAUAACAAUAACAAUAACAGUAAUACCAAGAUCAACAAAUAUGGAAAUCGAUAGAUUAAUAUAG